AUGAAUUUGGGUAUUUUGAUUAGCUUGAUUGCAUUAACAAAUUAGUUACUUGUUGAUCAUGUGUGUUCAUGUGAAUAAUUAUAAAGUGAAAGUGAUUGUAAAAUUGGCUUAGAAUAAUGCGAUUGGGAUGGUUCUUCAUGCAAUACAAUACAAUGCUAAUCUUUUGAUAGUAAGACAGAAGAGGAUUGCAUAAAGUUUAUUGGGUGUGCAAUAAAUGAUGUAGGCAAUUGCAGGCCUUUUUCUGAUUGUGUCGAUUAUCAUGUUACAGACCCAAACAAAUGCACGGAGAAAUGGACGACUUGUGUAGCGGGAACAAAUAUGGUGGAUGGAAAGUACGAAUGUUAAGAGAAGGAUAACAACAAUCAAUAUUAUGUUUGCAACAAGAUAGAGGAUCGAGGUGUAUGCACUGCAGAUGCGAUAGAGAAUUAGGCAGCUAUAAAAUAGGCGGAUGGCGAGGUAUGCGAUUGGAUUGUGGAGGACAGUGUUGGGAGAUGCAUUGCUUAUGAUCCCAACAAGUGUUCGAACAUCAUCUCUAAAUCUAAAUGCGAUCUCUUCAGUUGCAGAUGGGACUCGGAGAAAGAGCUAUGCUCUGAACCCUAUUGCAUAGAGAUAACCGACAAAACCAAAUGCACUUAUUUACGAGGGGAUCAGACUGGCACUUUCUAGAUUUGCCAGUGGGACAAGGAGCAAUGUCAGGAUGCAGAAGAUACUUCGUUCCUCACCAAAGACAAUUGUUUAUAAGCUACUUUUUUUUCAGCGACUUGGAACGGGACAAGUUGCAAUUUAUGUUAAAAUGAUGGAUUUAGUACUCUACUCUCUAUGGUAAUAGUGAUGGUUUUAAUUUUAUGA
Molecule: messenger RNA, 849 nt
Organism: Paramecium octaurelia
Lineage: Eukaryota; Ciliophora; Oligohymenophorea; Peniculida; Parameciidae
Source: the annotation of a GenBank genome assembly